Molecule: messenger RNA, 1620 nt
Organism: Armigeres subalbatus
Lineage: Eukaryota; Metazoa; Arthropoda; Insecta; Diptera; Culicidae
Exons: 2
Coding region: 90-1496 (468 amino acids)
Source: RefSeq, a predicted model, not a curated record
CUUGAUUUGCGUGUCAUACGCAAUAAAGAGAAAAAACAGGCGAUCCAAAAAAGUAACAGUUUGCUUUUCGAGGGCUGCUUUCUUUGGCAAUGCAAUAUUGGCAAGGAUUUCUUGCAGGCGUUGAAACGAAAGUAAACAAAGUUAUAAAGAUGUCCAGCGAAGGAAAGUAUGUCCGACAGGUCGAGGAUGGAGAGAUAACCGACCAGGAAUCUGUGUACUCAAGCGAACAAGUAUACGGAGAAGUACUGAACGAAGGGGAUGAUGAGAACGGCUGUCUCAACGACAGUAUUGACUCGCGGUCGACCAGCGACAGCUCGUCGAUCUCGUCCACUACCUCUGAUGGUAGCGAUGAAAUCCCGAAUAUAUCGAAAAACCCAGAAGUAACCCGAAUGGACUCAGAAGGAAAAUCUGAAGCAUUGGAGAGAAUCGAGCGUAUGGAAAAGAACAUGGCCUCGCUGAUUCAAGCCUUAGGCUCUGGUCGUCCAGGUUUUCCAGCUGUUGCUGCGGAUAACUCUAUGCCGAGUGAUGUUGACCAGGAUUGGAACACUGCUCAUGAGCGCGCCAAUCGAACGAGUGGUCCGGCUGUUAGAUGGGAUCACAUCAAACCAUUCCCGACCGGCAUAUCAGCAAACAAAAUGUGGGAAGCCUGGAAUAAGUAUAUGGAGAACUUUGAAAUCGCUGCUUCUCUGGGGAACGCUCAUGAUCCGAUCCAGCGAUCUCAGCUACUGUUUCUGACAAUGGGAGAAGAACUCCAAGGCAUUGUUCGAGCGGCCAAAUUACGUCCAAAACUGAGCGAUCCAGAAUGUUACUCCACAUUCGUGAAAAAUGUGCACGAUUAUCUACGGUCUAUGACAGACACAUCAGCAGAACAUGAAGCAUUCUCCAACAUGAAACAAGAGCCUGGAGAAUCAGCGGUGUCAUUCCAUGCUAAACUAAUGGAGAAAGUAAGGCUAUGCGGCUACAACCAGGCAGACCAGGAACGUUUUGUAAGGGCGCAGUUGUUGAAGGGGCUAAAGAACAGGCAGCUAGCGAAGAAUGCAAGAACCUACGGCCAUGAUGUAAACCUAAUUGUUCAAUCGGCCACAAGAGAUGAGGCCUACGAAGCGGAAACAUCCGCAGGAAUAACACAAUCAGCUCGUGAACCAGAUGUAUAUGCGGUUAAACAAUCACAAUGGCCGCGACUAAAGCAGGAUUACCGGAAGCGGAACAGAGAAGAUUCAUUUGAUAACAACCAGCAACCAAAACGAUUCCGUGGAAGUACAAGGUUUAUUCCGGGACGAAAAUCGCGUUGCUCUAGAUGCAACCGACCUGCCCACCCCAGAGGUCGAACUUGCCCGGCAUUGAACAAACAUUGCAAUGCCUGUCGUGAGAUUGGCCACUUUGCUGUUACAUGCCGGCGUAAGCGCGUACACAUGGUCCAGCAAAAGGAAAUUCAAUCUGCACCCCCAGCAUGGAGUGAUGAUGAAGCGGAUAAUAAACAGGUACUGACGAAUUGAUAAUUUGAACUUUUCUUAAAUAAAGUAUGCUACCAUAUUACUUUGUUCUUGUUUGAAGUUAAUGUUCUGGUUUCAUUGUACGCCCCUUCUAUGCUUCCCUUCCAGGAAGUUAAUACAUUGUCGC